GCGCACACUGACCCCCGUAUCUGUCCUCGUUUCAGCUUACAGGACGCUGGCGUCGGGUUCAUCCUGGUCAUAGACCGACGGCGGGACAAAUGGACCUCCGUGAAGGCGUCGGUCCUGCGGAUAGCGGCGUCGUUCCCGGCAAACCUGCAGCUCGUCCUCGUUCUUCGCCCAACCGGAUUCUUCCAGAGGACUCUGUCCGACAUCGCUUUUAAAUUCAACAGAGAUGACUUCAAGAUGAAGGUGCCGGUCAUAAUGCUGGGCUCAGUACCAGAGCUACACGGGCACAUCGACAAGUCUCAGCUGACCGAGGACCUCGGGGGGACACUGGAUUACUGCCACACCCGGUGGCUGUGCCACCGCACAGCGAUCGAGAGCUUCGCCCUCAUGGUGAAGCAGACGGCCCAGAUGCUGCAGGCCUUCGGCACCGAGCUGGCCGAGACGGAGCUGCCCAACGACGUGCCGUCCACGAGCUCGGUGCUCUGCGCGCACACCGAGAAGAAGGACAAAGCCAAGGAGGACAUGAGGCUGGCGCUGGAGGAGGGCCGCAGCGUCCUGGAGAGCAUCAGCGCACCGCUGGCCCAGGGCCCAGAGCAUGGCGUGAACCAGGACCAGCUGGACAACCAGACCACUGUGCAGAGGCUCCUGGCCCAGCUGAGCGAGACGGAGGCGGCCUUUGACGAGUUUUGGGCAAAGCACCAGCAGAAGCUCGAACAGUGCCUGCAGCUGCGGCAUUUCGAGCAGGGCUUCCGGGAGGUCAAAGCCACCUUGGAUGUGGCGUCCCAGAAGAUCGCGACCUUCACCGACUUGGGCAACAGCCUGGCUCACGUGCAGCACCUGCUGAGAGACCUCGCCGGCUUCGAGGAGAAAUCCGGCGUGGCUGUGGACAGGGCGCAGACCCUGUGUCUGGAUGGCGAGCGGCUCAUCGAGGACCAGCACUACGCCGUGGACUCGAUCCACCCCAAGUGCGAGGAGCUGCGGCACCUGUGCGACACGUUCGCCGCGGAGGUCGGGAGGAGGAGGGGGCUGCUCGGCAAGUCCCUGGAGCUGCACGGCCUCCUGGAGACGUCCAUGAGGUGGUGUGACGAGGGCAUCUACUUGCUGGCCUCGCAGCCGGUGGACAAGUGUCAGUCCCAGGACGGGGCCGAGGCCGCCCUCCAGGAAAUCGAGAAGUUUCUGGAGACCGGUGCAGAAAAUAAGAUCCAGGAGCUCCCCCAAAUUUACAAGGACUACGAAUCCAUCCUCAACCAAGACCUGAGGGAGCACGUGCAGAAGGUCUUCCAGAAGCAGGCGAGCAUGGAGGAGAUGUUCCGCCGCAGGCAGGCCAGCCUCAAGAAGCUGGCGGCCAAGCAGACGCGGCCCGUGCAGCCCGUGGCCCCCAGGCCGGAGGCCCUGGCGAAGUCGCCCUGCCCUUCCCCAGGCAUCCGGCGAGGCUCGGAGAACUCCAGCUCCGAGGGCAGCGCGCUCCGGAGAGGGCCCUACCGGAGGGCCAAGAGCGAGAUGAGCGGCAGGCAGGGCCGCAGCGGCUCCGCGGGGGACGAGGAGGAGAGCCUGGCCGUGCUGCGCAGGCACGUGAUGAACGAGCUCCUGGACACGGAGCGCGCCUACGUGGAGGAGCUGCUGUGCGUGCUGGAGGGCUACGCGGCGGAGAUGGACAACCCCCUGAUGACACAUCUCAUCUCGACAGACCUGCACAGCAAGAAGGACGUCCUGUUCGGAAACAUGGAGGAGAUCUACCACUUCCACAACAGGAUAUUCCUGCGGGAGCUGGAAGCCUACGCAGACUGCCCGGAGCUGGUCGGGAGGUGCUUUCUGGAGCGGAGGGAAGACUUCCAGAUCUACGAGAAGUACUGCCAGAACAAGCCCCGGUCUGAGAGCCUGUGGCGGCAGUGCUCCGACUGCCCGUUUUUCCAGGAGUGCCAGAGGAAGCUGGACCACAAGCUGAGCCUGGACUCGUACCUGCUGAAGCCCGUGCAGCGCAUCACCAAGUACCAGCUGCUGCUCAAGGAGAUGCUCAAGUACAGCAGGAGCUGCGAGGGCGCGGAGGGGCUGCGGGAGGCGCUGAGCUCCAUCCUGGGCAUCCUCAAGGCCGUCAACGACUCCAUGCACCUCAUCGCCAUCACCGGCUACGACGGCAACCUGGGCGACCUGGGCAGGCUGCUCAUGCAGGGCUCCUUCAGCGUGUGGACGGACCACAAGAGGGGCCACACCAAGGUGAAGGAGCUGGCCCGGUUCAAGCCGAUGCAGCGGCACCUGUUCCUGCACGAGAAGGCCGUGCUCUUCUGCAAGCGGCGGGAGGAGAGCGGCGAGGGCUACGAGAAGGCCCCGUCCUACAGCUACAAGCAGUCGCUGAACAUGACAGCCGUCGGCAUCACGGAGAACGUGAAGGGGGACGCUAAGAAGUUCGAGAUCUGGUACAACGCGAGGGAGGAGGUCUACAUCGUCCAGGCGCCGACUCCCGAAAUCAAAGCGGCCUGGGUGGGCGAGAUCCGGAAGGUGCUGACCAGCCAGCUGCAGGCUUGCAGAGAAGCCAGCCAGCACCGGGCGCUGGAGCAGUCUCAGAGCCUGCCCCUGCCGGCCGCACCCAGCUCCAGUCCCUCCAGAGGGACCGCAAGAAACGUCAAAAAGCUGGAAGAGAGGAAAACAGACCCCCUGAGCCUGGAAGGCUACGUCAGUGCCGCGCCGUUGCCGAAGCCCCCGGAGAAGGGCAGAGGUUGGAGCAAGACUUCCCACUCUCCGGAGGGCCCCGGGGAUGACGCGGACUGGUCGAGCGCGGAGGAGCCCGUCAACUCGUCCGACGCAGAGGAAGAUGGCGGGGCCCCCCCGAAGAAGCUGGUCCCGGGCAGACGCACGGUCGUGGUGGGCCCCGUGGAGGGCGGCCCCGGCGCCCUGGCCGUGAGGAGCGGGGACGUGGUGGAGCUGGUCCGGGAGGGCCACGAGGGCCUGUGGUUCGUGCGGGACCCCGGCACGGGCAAGGAGGGCUGGGUGCCGGCCAGCAGCCUGUCCCCCCACCUGGGCAAGUCCGGCUCUGCGCAGCGCCUGAGCAGCUCAGAGUCGAGCCCGGGGUCGGCCGUGCUGAGCCACUCGUCCAGCUGCAGUGAGAGCGGCCAGGCCUCCUUCGCCGACCUCCAGGGCUAGGCCGGGCGCAGA
Molecule: messenger RNA, 3147 nt
Organism: Propithecus coquereli (Coquerel's sifaka)
Lineage: Eukaryota; Metazoa; Chordata; Mammalia; Primates; Indriidae
Gene: MCF2L
Product: MCF.2 cell line derived transforming sequence-like
Exons: 27
Coding region: 235-3135 (966 amino acids)
Biological process (GO): positive regulation of Rho protein signal transduction; intracellular signal transduction
Cellular component (GO): cytoplasm; extrinsic component of membrane
Molecular function (GO): protein binding; guanyl-nucleotide exchange factor activity
Source: RefSeq, a predicted model, not a curated record